UGAAAGUAUAAAAAAUGAAGAUUUUGAUAUAAUGUGUCGAAUAUGUUUACAACGUAGUGAUGAUCGAAUUGAUUUAUUCUCAUCGUUAGCAGGUUACUCCAUGAUUUCCAAUGCUGUUAUGGAAUGUGCUCCAAUUCAAAUAACGUAUGGCGAUAAUUUACCAAAUACAAUAUGUCAGAAUUGCAUUGUACAAUUGGAUGUAGCAUAUCGAUUUAGAGUAUUAUGUAUACAAUCAGAUCUUACAUUACGACAAUUUUUAACAUCAGAAUCAUCUACAUUAUCAUCUCAAACACAAUCAGCAAUCACAAGUAUUUUAUUGGGUGAUAAGAAAUUAAAUACUAGUAUUGAUGAUGCAGUGAAAUUAGAAAAAUCUGAUAAUGAAUCAAUACAUUCAAAUUAUAAUGAUGAUAUUAAAGAUGAAAUUAUGUUUCCCGAUAAUAACGAUGAUGAUAUUGAUAAUGAUAAUAAAACAUCUUUAUUAACAGCAUCGUCUGAUUUAAUAAAUGAUAAUGAUAUAAAAGUCAGUGAUAAAUUGAAAGUAGUGAAAGUUAAAAAAUCAUUAUCAAAUGUUAAUAAAAAAAAACAACAGAAAGAUAAAAGAAAAUUUGAAUGUAAUAAUUGUUAUGCAACAUUUAAAAGGAACUCACAUUUAAAACGACAUCAACGACGAUGUUUAAUUGAUAAUGAUACAGUGGACGAUAACGGUAAAAAUUUUACAUUAUAUGUAACUAAAAAUGUUAGUAAAGUUAAUGAAAACGAGGAAGGUGAUGAGAACGAAACUAUUGAACCAACAGAAACGAAACAAAUAAAGAUUAAAUUAAAACCAUAUGCAACAUUUAAAGAGAACAUUGAACGAGAAGCAAAUGGACGAUAUUCGUGUCGUAUAUGUAACAAAACGUAUAAAAGUAAAUAUCAUACAGCACGACAUGCUAUCGUUCAUAGUGAUUAUCGAUUUCGAUGUCCACAUUGUGAUAAAUGUUUUGUGAGACCUGCAUCCUUACGUGAACAUAUUAAUGUACAUACUGGAAAACGUGGAUAUAAUUGUGAAUUUUGUGGUAAAAUAUUUCGUACAGAUUCAGCUUUGAAUACACAUCGACGAAUACACUUAGGCGUUCGCCCAUAUAAAUGUCAUGUUUGUGAGCGAACUUUUACACAAAAUAAAACAUUAAAGAAUCAUAUGCGCACGCAUACAGGAGAAAGACCAUUUGUAUGUGAAACAUGUGGUCGUAGUUUUAAUCGUAAACAUAUAUUAAAAACUCAUACAAUGAUCCAUACUGGAGAACGACCAUAUCGAUGCGAUAUUUGUUUACGUACAUUUAUAUGUAAACAGCAUUUACAAUUACAUUUAAUCAAACAUACUGGUGAACCACAAGAUCAACUACGUUGUAAUAUAUGUGAUAAACGUUUUACUACACAUGCAUGUAAAAUAAAACACUUACACGAUAUACAUCAAAUUACUGAUGCAUCAUUUACUGACACAUCUUUUAUUUAAAAUAAUUUUAUUAUUAUUUUAUUUUAUUUUUUUAAUAUAUAGGCAUUUAUUGAAAGUGAUAUAAUGAAACGUUUUGAGCAUAAACAAAUUGUUUACAUAGUAAUUAUUAUGACUGAAUUUAUUGUUUUUCUUAGUCUUUUCCAUAGCUAAAUACAGGUUGACCCAAAAUGUACGAUACGAUUUAGAUUCUUUGUUUGUAUUAUUUAGAACUAUUAAAACUUAAUUAUGACUUGUGGAAAUGGGUCGAUGGGUAUUUUUCAAUGUAUCUAGAUAACCAGUGUCUGUAUCUAGAUACAGAUACAGAUAAUGAGUAUCUAGAUACAUUGAAAGAAACCCAUUGGCCUUUUUUUCACAAGCCACGUUUAAGUUCUAUUAGUUCUAGAAAUAAAAAAUUAAUUAAAAAAAAAAGAACAAACUUUCGUUUAAAACAAUUUUACAAUUUCUAUAGAUAACUUUUCACAUACAGAAACUUUCCACAAUUUCAGCUCAUAUGCAAAACUACUAAAGUUAUAUGGCGAGAGACCUACUUUUGUUUGAAAGUGUUUACUCAAAUAAAAACGCCUAAGUCCAUAAUAGUAUACCGCAAUAAGUGAAAUCUCGGCUAUACCCGCCUACUUUAUCUUUCUCUACUGUGUUUAACCGUUUGGCAGUGACUUUGCAGCUCUAUGGUAUUUCUGUAUGACACACUCAUACCUGCAAAUAAAUAAAAUAUAGUACAUACAGAUACUAAAAGAAUAACUGCGUUGUAGCAUUUGCUAAUAAAAACUUCUAAGUUACCAAGUAAACAUUUACCAUCGUGAUUAUCAUAAGGGAGAUGGCACCCCUCCAAAUUUGACAUAAGUAUUUGUUUAAUAUUCAGGUAAAUUCGUCAUUUCUGAACGGCUUUUAUUUUAUAUUAUUUGAAAAACUGGGUUUAAAAAGUAUCAAAAAUAUCGUUCUUUGUUAAGAUUCGGUGAUAUAAUUAGAUUAAUUACACUAUUUCCAGAUUUUCUGGUUUAUCUCCCGACUUCUCGAAACUUUGAGGUGGCAAUCAUAGCGUCAUAGACAAAUUCAUACAGAUAAUGCAUAGUCGUCAAAAAUUAUAAAGCAGAGAAAAAAGGAUACCACGACUGUAUAACCUACAUAUAAAACAAAUACAUUUUUGUUUCUAAUAUUUUAAUUUUUUUUGUCUUUUUACAUAAGAUCUAAGAAAAAUAUAUCAAAGCUCGUUUAUGCUCAAGUCAUAUUUAUUAGUGGCAAAAGAGAAUAUCUUUUAUUUUAAGACAU
Chrysoperla carnea is the source of this 2758-nucleotide messenger RNA. RefSeq names its product zinc finger protein 888-like. The record is from RefSeq and is a predicted model, not a curated record. Gene Ontology annotation, cellular component: nucleus. Gene Ontology annotation, biological process: regulation of transcription by RNA polymerase II. Gene Ontology annotation, molecular function: zinc ion binding; DNA-binding transcription factor activity; RNA polymerase II cis-regulatory region sequence-specific DNA binding. NCBI's taxonomy places the organism in Eukaryota, Metazoa, Arthropoda, Insecta, Neuroptera, Chrysopidae. The coding region runs from base 32 to 1492 and encodes 486 amino acids. The transcript is spliced from 4 exons.